CUUAUUGGUGCCGUGCUGUCCCUUCCGCUUCCAGUUUCUGGAAUCGGCGCCCUACACUUCCGGUGUAUCCCAAUACCGCUUCCCCCAGCUGGUAUCAUUGCACCGGUUAAUCCCUGACAGUCUCCGAGUCCUGGUUUCUUCUUUUUUCGCUUCUAUUUGUCCUACCCAACAUGAUGUCUCUCCUUUCCCGGCUUUUGGACUGGUUUCGCUCUCUCUUUUGGAAGGAGGAGAUGGAGCUCACGCUGGUCGGACUCCAGCACUCGGGAAAAACCACGUUCGUCAAUGUUAUAGCGUCAGGUCAGUUCAGCGAGGACAUGAUACCGACUGUUGGAUUCAACAUGCGCAAAGUGACAAAAGGCAACGUGACAAUAAAGAUCUGGGACAUCGGAGGCCAGCCUAGAUUCCGUAGCAUGUGGGAGCGCUACUGCCGUGGCGUUAACGCAAUAGUGUACAUGGUGGACGCCGCAGACCGAGAAAAGAUUGAAGCUUCCCGUAACGAGCUGCAUAAUCUUCUGGACAAACCUCAGUUACAGGGAAUUCCGAUUUUAGUGCUUGGUAACAAGCGUGAUCUUCACACUGCACUGGACGAGAAGCAGCUCAUCGAGAAAAUGAACCUUUCUUUGAUCCAGGACAGAGAAAUAUGCUGCUAUUCCAUUUCCUGCAAGGAGAAGGAUAACAUAGAUAUAACGUUACAGUGGCUGAUCCAGCAUUCCAAGUCACGACGCAGCUAAAAGGCUCUAUAGUGUUAAUCUGCUUCUCUGCACCCUGGGACCGUGCCCUUGCCUCACUGCUCUGCACACUUGGAUGUGCCUUCCUGGUCCAGCUCUGCAUCCUGAGAUGAGCGUUUCCAGUGACUGCUUUCAACUCAUCAUUGUCCUUUUCUUGCUUUAAUCUGUGACUGAGUGGAGGCAUUCUCCUCACCCUACUAGUUAACCCCACUCAUCAGCACUUUGCUCUUUACCUUCCAUUUAGUAAUUCUUUUCUACAACAAGUAGAGAACAAGUCUGUUCGUUCUUAGCCCUGCACCAUCCACUUCUCUUUCUUUCUAUUAAACCCCUUUUCUCCACAAAGGAACGGAGGCUAUACUUAAGUAAUAACGCAACUUUCCUAGGGCCAUCUUUCCUUUUUCCCCACUCUAUCUCCACUUUGGAAUAAGCUCUUCUUAGGCUGACACUUACUGUUUCCCUCUCUGCUUUCCAUUCUGCAUUUAACGUAUUUGGUAUUUAAAUUUGGCUGCUCUUUCCUCCUUUCUUGUCAUUUUGUUUUCGCACCUGCAUCCCAGUUUGUCUCUCGAUUGUGAAAUUCUUUUCUUUCCUCUACAUUUUUAUGGAUAAUUCUGGAAUUUUAUUCAUGUUACUGCAUUGUUCAAUUGUCUCCCUCUUCCCACACUGGAACACACCCUUUGUUCCAAUCUAGGAUGUGCUAUUUGCUUUCUGCAUGGAGAUUACAGCAAUGCUAGCAUCAGUUUGGAUAAUGUUCCUUGCUGAGAAUAAUGGAAGGCUGGCCUCUUCCUGCACUACAGAAGUCAUGACUAUUGUGUGUAGGAAGUUGCACUCCCUGGUGUUAAUGCAGGAAAUUGUGUACAUUUAUUACUAAACUUAUGUAAAUCAAUAAAUCUAUACAGAAAGCACUUUGAGAAGAACCGAGAGGCAAAAGUAAAGCUGCAGAAGAGCUGUAAUGUGUAAUGUGCCCAGGUACACGAGACUGUUCCUAACCCAGUGUUGUGGUUGUCAAUACUUCAUUUACCAAAUGGUAUUUGGGAGCUUUGCAUGGGUUCAUCUUUAUGUGCAAUGUAGGCAAAUCAAAGUAAUUUUUUGAGCUCUAGGUCAUUUGUUGGGCAUGCAAAAUUAAUGGCCUGCAGUGUGUAGGUCAAUUAUCAUGUAUCAUUUGGACUUGCAUUGCAGACGUGUGUGAUGGAGAAGUGCUAAGCAAUGUCAUGUGGUGUGUGCAGGGCAGUGACUUCCAUGCAGGGCAUUGUAUAUCCCUCAGUAUGCAGAGCAAUUAGCAGUAGGAAGAAAGCAUUCACACUGCAAAAUUCCCCUACCCUUCAGUCUGGUGGUCAGAUAUAACUGCAUCACUUGUACUGGUGGAGCUCCGUCCAGCUCCGUCUUCCAUUGCUGAGCCCCACUGUGACCUGCACAGAAGCCCGGCCCCUUUUUUCCCCCCCUUUAUCCCAAAAGGUAUAUGUGUUUGUGACACUGUAGAUUCUGCUGCAAUUAACUCACGGUACACUGCUGCUAUUUAUCAUUUGUUUGGCCUUUUUUUUGCUUGUGCCUAAAACAUGAGGAAAUCCACAUAAAUAGAUUGUUUACUCACUCUGCUUGCUCGGAAUCGGUCAACUAAAUAGUGUUGUUUUUUUGUUUUUUUUAAUCAUUUGUUACAAAACACCUUCGUGUCUCUCACGUGGUGCCUUAGGUUUCAGCAUCACUUAGUAAAGGGAAGGCAAACCUGGGGCCCUCCAGUUGUUGACAAAAUACAGUCACUGAAGGGUUACAGGGUUAUGUAUCCCACUAAUCGUGUUAUUUGCUCCAGACUCUUAACUGCCAUGGUUAUUACUAAUCCUUUUUCUUUGUGCAUGAGGGAUGUUCAUUAAGCCGUGGUGAAACCCAAGGCUUCUGUCAGCUUUUGGGCUGAAUUCAUCUUCUGAAACAAGAAGUAUCUCCCAAAAUCUGGCAACCAUAUUUUUAAACCUAGGAUAACCUUGGAGGCUCCGUACCUGCCACCGUGGAUGUACCUGAAUCUUUACAACAUUAUGUCGAUCAUCAAUAUACUUUAUAUGGCGUUGGAAAAUUGAUAUCUUCCGCCUAUCUUGUACAAUAACGGUGAGCAUACUGUGGGUUUUCCAGCUGCCGGAUAGCGGGAGUUGAACAACUGAAUGGUCCUGGAAUACCUAGCUGUGUACCAGAAUGUGCUGCGUUUGUGGGUUUUAUAUGCUAUUUUAACUGUACAGACUUUUUGCUCCUAAAUCGGAAAGCUUAUUGUAUUUUAUUUAUGGAAAUAAUGUUGAUGAGAAAUCCAUUUUUAGCCUUGAGUCUGCACACUGAUGAGUUGUAGAUGACAUGUUUAAAAUAAACUGUGAUUCAUGAAA
Molecule: messenger RNA, 3088 nt
Organism: Xenopus laevis (African clawed frog)
Lineage: Eukaryota; Metazoa; Chordata; Amphibia; Anura; Pipidae
Gene: arl8b.L
Product: ADP-ribosylation factor-like protein 8B
Exons: 7
Coding region: 171-731 (186 amino acids)
Biological process (GO): protein transport; anterograde axonal transport
Cellular component (GO): lysosomal membrane; late endosome membrane; axon cytoplasm
Molecular function (GO): GTP binding; GTPase activity
Source: RefSeq, a predicted model, not a curated record